AUGUGGCAGUGUUUGCUGUUGCUUUUUUGUGUGAGCAGUGCUCUGGGAUACUAUGCCCCAGAUGAAGUCCUGUCCUUGCCGGGUCUCAACACUAGACUCAACUUCAGGCAGUGGUCUGGAUACCUGGAGGCUUCUCAUGGCCAACAUCUACACUACUGGUUUGUGACAUCUCAACAAAACCCAACUAAUGACCCUGUGGUCCUGUGGCUGAAUGGUGGACCUGGGUGCAGUUCCUUAGAGGGACUCCUUGCUGAAAAUGGACCUUUACAUGUGCAUGAAGAUGGCAGUGCACUCUACAUCAACAAGUACAGCUGGAACAAAGUAGCCAAUGUUCUGUACCUGGAGUCCCCGGCUGGGGUUGGCUUCUCCUAUUCGGAUGAUCAAAUCUACACCACCAAUGAUAUUGAGGUCGCAGAGAACAACUACCUGGCCCUGCAGGAUUUCUUCAGAAAGUUUCCCAGCUUUAGGAGCAACGACUUCUACGUCACGGGAGAAAGUUAUGCGGGCGUCUAUGUGCCAACCCUGAGCCUGAAAAUCGCAAAUGGCCCAGCGAAGAUUAACUUCAAGGGAUAUGCAGUCGGGAAUGGACUGAGCAGCACGUUUUUCAACGACCAGUCACUCGUCUAUUUUGGAUAUUACCAUGGGCUCUUCGGCGACACCUUGUGGAAAGACCUGAACACAUACUGCUGCCAAGGUGGAUCCUGCAACUUUGUCAAUAACAAUAACUACUACUGCCAAGAAUCAGUCAGAGAAGUCUUUAUGAUCAUCUACAAAAGUGGACUCAAUAUAUACUCGCUGUACCUGAACUGUCCUGGGGGAAUAGGAGCAAGUAACUCACGCUUCCUCACAGAACUCAAGAACCUCUUCCGAUUUUACAAGUUUGGAAUAACAGAGAAUGCAGGUACACAAAGGAACUUGGCUCCCCCAUGUGUGAAUGAUACUGCUGAUUGGACCUGGCUAAAUCGCGCAGAUGUGAGAAAGGCCCUACAUAUCCCAGACUUUGUGCAGCCAUGGCAACUUUGCAGUACAGUGGUUGGUGGCACCUACCAACGUAUCUACAGCACCAUGCAUGAUUUCUACCUGCAGCUGCUCAGCAAGGGUCUCCGUGUGCUGGUCUACAAUGGUGACACUGACAUGGCCUGUAACUUCCUGGGUGGAAACUGGUUUGUGCAGUCACUGAAUCAGCAGAAAACCUUGGACUACCAACCAUGGAUUUACAAUGACCAGAUCGCAGGGUUCUACGAGCAGUUUGGGAACCUCACCUUCCUGACUGUCAAGGGAGCUGGACACAUGGUACCAGAGUGGGCACCAGCACGAGCCUUGAAGAUGUUUGAAUCCUUCCUCUCCAACUCUCCAUACUGA
This is a messenger RNA of Carcharodon carcharias (great white shark), 1362 nucleotides long. RefSeq names its product lysosomal protective protein-like. The transcript has 11 exons. Gene Ontology annotation, biological process: proteolysis. Lineage: Eukaryota; Metazoa; Chordata; Chondrichthyes; Lamniformes; Lamnidae. The record is from RefSeq and is a predicted model, not a curated record. Gene Ontology annotation, molecular function: serine-type carboxypeptidase activity. Bases 1 to 1362 code for a protein of 453 amino acids.